This is a messenger RNA of Amoebophrya sp. A120, 4448 nucleotides long. The record is from the annotation of a GenBank genome assembly. NCBI's taxonomy places the organism in Eukaryota, Dinophyceae, Syndiniales, Amoebophryaceae.
AUGCUUGGCCGCAAGAACCCGCUUGGCGCAAAGCGGGGAGCCGUCGUGGGUGCUGGAGGUGCCACAGUCAAAAGCAAGGCGAAAGACUGGCGAGAGCAAGUAAAGGAGGACGAGGAGGACAAAGCCGUCAAUGACGAUAUAAAUCCACAGGUAGAUGAAACAAGAUUCUAUGUUUAAUAUCUACGUACCCUGUUUUAGCGAUAGAGAGAUUGUUUCAUUGAUGUUUGAAGAUACAACUGCAUUUUUACUACCACUGUUGGCAGCACGGCCCCUGUCCUCUCUAAUGAAUUUUAUACAAACUUUCCUUCAUCACUUUUUAGCUGACCGAGAAAGAGCUGGAGGAUUUCCGGAAACAGACCGAGAAGGAGGAGCGGGAGGAGCGGCUACAGCGGGCCAAGGAGCUUCUCGAGAAAAAGGCGAAAGAGGAGCAGGGCGAAGGGAUGAACUCCGGGAAGAAGAAAAAGAAGAAGAAAAAACGGGAGUUCGCCUGGAUGGAUUCGGAGGACGACGAGGAAGCAGCGACCGGCAACGACGACAACGGCAGCGGCGACGACAGUAGUGACGACGAGCAGAAUUACGCGAAUGGCACAGCGUCAACCUCCGCUACCGGGGGCCAUCAUCGUCGUGGUGGUCCUCACGUCCGCGAGGUGACGAAAGAGGAACGGGACCGCGAGCAACAGAUGAACGCGCUCACCGGGCCGCCGGCCAACCGGCCCAUUCCCGCCUGUUUCGCGGGCCGCGAGCACCUGUAUAAGACGAAGAUCUGCCAGAAACAUUUGAAGGGCUAUUGUCAGUGGGGGGACAACUGCCACUACGCGCACGGCACGUCGGAACUCCGAACUGCGGCAGGUUUCACGGUGCCGCCCGCAGGACUGGGCGUGGGAGGUGUACUAGCGGGGGGAGGAGCAGGCAUGAUGGGCGGCCCGAACAGUUUCGUGAUGCAACCUGGUAUGUUCGGAGCAGGACCACUACAACCACAGCAGCACAUGAACCAGCAGCGCCCUCUGUUGCCGUUUCCCGUGCAGUAUGGAUUGUAAAAAUGUCUGGGUCUGGAAGGUUGUGAGAUUUGUCAUGCAUAUUUCUCAUGACCCAUGAUGCCUGUAAUGCAUGACCUAGCAUCGCAGACAUCUAGAGGGCUUCCUGAUGCACCUUCCGCAUGAGAAAUGCCCUGCCCGUGUAGCACAAACGGUGUCCCUCUUGCUGGUCAUGCAAUACAAAAUUUUUUAGAGUCCAAAAACAGCAUGACAAGUUGCAAUCUUCCAGACCCAGACAUUUUUGCAUUUCAUAUGCAGGGCUUUUCCAUCCAGGGCCCGCAAAACAGCGUGAUUCCGGGGCCCCCGCCCGAGGGCACAGUCCCCAAAGCCGCUGGCCGGGUGGUCACCAACCUGCCCUACCACAUGUUUGCAAAUACAGCCAGUGCGGCGGCGAACAACAGAAGUGGAUCAUCUACUUCCACGGCGAUCUUGACUGGAGGCAAGAGCAGCGCUCCCUUCGCCGCGACCGCCACGGCCUCGAGUAUGGGCGUGCCAGGAGGAAUUGGCGCACCACAAAGUCGUGUUGUUACAGGAGUAGUCCCUCAACCAGCCGCCAGCGUGCGCUCUCGGUCCCGCAGCCCACGGCGUAGUCCCCCCUCAACGUCUUUGGCCCCGCUUCCCCCGAACUUUAACGCGACUAUGAAGGGCGUAGCGGGAGGAAAUACAACAGGAACAUCAACUUCUUCUAGUACAGGAGUUGCUGCUGCCAUACCACCAGUUCCAGCUGCUGCAAAUGCUGUGUCUCCGGUGAGCAGCGCCGCUCAGCAGGGGGCCGCUUACCAGCACAUGAUGGCCACGCAGAUGCAGAUGAUGCAAAUGAUGAGUAUGCCCCAGAGCGGGACAGUACCACCACAGCCCCCCGCGCCGCCACCGCCUCCACCUGCGCCUUAGUGAUUUCAUCGCUCCCUGGUUCAUCUUGCCCUAGUUCCUGUAUGACGACCAAAGAAAACAAGUCACCGCCUGCUGCGCAUCAUCUAUGUACCUGAUGCGUCUACUUUCUUUUCAUCCUCCGUCUGGCGCAGGAGGGCGAACGCAAGCCGCUGCAUCAUCAGGUUCUUGAAGAUCAUGAAACUGUAGUGCGAUAACCGAAUUCAACAGCCAACCUUCUACGUUCACUUGCUGGUACUUCAGUGCUGGCAGCUCGUGGUGCCGUGCUAUCCGUUGUGUCAGGACGAGAUCUUCGGACUCCGACUCCGUCCCUCGUGCCAUAGUUCAACGAGGAAGCUGCAGAACAAACCAGGCCAGCAGUACAACGGGACAGUACUACUCCUGAGCAGUGGUCUAGCCAGGCUGCCAGCUCAGCAUCUCUUCCCAUGAUAGCGCAAUCUGCGUCGAUACCGUGAUGCGAUAAAUCAAGUAACAGUCAUUUGCAUUUUUCCAUUUGUUUCAAAUUUAGGCACAUUUCAGUAGCGCAAUCAUAGGUGUUUGAUGUUUUCUUAUAUCAUACCCGUAUCCGUAAAGUUGUCUUUUAGAAGGUGCCGAGUUGCACAUAGCAUGAAAGUAGAGUAGACUGGUUUUUAUGGUUUCACCUUACGCUUAGCGUUUUGAAGUUUUUUGCAUGAAAAAGGUAGUCACAGCUUCAUAAAUAUGUCUGGUUCUCCAUAUGAAAAUUUCUUCGAUUCUCGGCAAGAUCCUCUGUGAUGGGAUUCGCUAAUUUUGAACAUAUGAUUCUUUUGUUAAACCAUAGAAAAACAACCACAUGAAUUGAAAAACACAGAAGCCCCUGUUCCUGGUGUGGUGGAGAAAGAAGUUGUCUAGGACCACUUCAUCUUCGCAUCAUCAUGCUGCCCCCGCUUAAACAAGAAGUGCUGUGUCGUGACUGACGUCGUGUGUGGCGCGAGCGGAUGUUGUUGAAAAGAAGUGCUGGUCCCCAUACUAUAUCCAAGGAGAAGAUGACGCUACACCGUACACGACGCUGCUUUGCAUGAAAAAUUUGCUGGUCUGAGGAUCAUGUUCCUUCUCCAGAACCUGACACACUGAAAGUGAUAACCCCAAGUCAUGAAAAAAGGGCAGAUGCUGCACCACCGGCACCGGCGGAAAAAUGCAUGCUUGAUUUUCAGGAGUUGGAUGCACACGUACCAGUGAAAAAACUCCUUUCCCACUGCACCGGCAAGUAGACGAAAAAAUGCUGAAUACGAUGGAGUGAUUUUCUCCUUGCAUAUUCCUGGGCCUCACACAACAACUUGCGAUGAGAAAAGACACAUAGCGAUAAGAACUACUAAAUCCUCACACGAACAAAUACCUCGGAAACAUACGUCGUCAAAGAACUUUGCGCGGUAAUUGUGUUUGCAAUCUAUACGAUACUCUACUUCAUUUGAUGUCACCUCGAGUUGAUGUAGAGUUGAUCUUGAUGGAGAACUGCCUGCUUCGUUUGUCGAGCGUUCUUCUACUUUCUUGUAGUUUAGUACUACAUGGCAGUUGUGUAGAAAGAUCCCUUGAUGUAUAAGUUCGACAAAAACCUCCUGCAUGCAGAUCGCCAUCCCGAACGAUACUGCGAUGAUCAUGAUGCAUUGAAUUAUCCUUAAACAACUCAAAGGUGUGCACCUCCUGGAACAAGAUGGGAUGGCGAAGAACACGACACCUCGCAGCACUGUGAUCUGCACGAGCAACAGCAACGACUACAACCACGGUUGAUGUUCUUAAUACGACUACUACUAGCCGCGGGAACUGCAAGCUGCCAGACCACACUAGGUUGGAGAGCUGCCGGCCUUUGCAGAUCAUAAAGCCGAGUCCGUGGUUGCGACGACGUGGUGGCUGGUUUCUUUCACAGUGUGGACAUCAAGACGUGCCUUCCUUGCGACUUUGAGACGUAGUACCAGCUGGACAGCACAAGAACGACGACAGGAGCGGGCGGUGGCGGCUUGAUGUAGCUAGUUGUUCCGCAGAAUAUUAAACGCCCUCCCUCACGAGCGAGUCUGUACGGUGAAGACGCAAAGGGAUGAUCCACGAAGACAGGCCUGGACCCCAGCAACGCGAGAUGUGCCAGGGGCAAUGAAACGCGGUGCCGGAAGCAGGAAGUGGAGUUCUACGUGUUCGUGGAGGGGAUCAGACAUCAGUGACUGAUUGAAUGACAAAGACCGGCACGCACGACUUCUCAAUCUGCGAUGACGAGGUCUUCUGUUAGAAUUGGCACCAUUGCAGCAAGUUGCAGAGGUAUUCCAAGCGAGCUGAAGGCACUGCGGCUGUUGAUUUGGCAUGAAGACCACUAGAGGAGAAUAGCACAAUUAUUUUCAAAACCAAAAACGCUUCUACUAGAAGCAUACACAGCGACAAUUGAUUUGCAGCUGCGGCACCUCGUGGGUCGUGGUCCGACUUUAUCUCUCGGCGACUUUUGCUUUAUUCAACCAACGACAUGAUCAUGAAGUAUAGAUAUUGUGAUAAACAUGCCACAGCGUUUCAUUCUGGUGAUCGUGC